Messenger RNA from Anopheles bellator, 1658 nucleotides. RefSeq lists its product as uncharacterized. Lineage: Eukaryota; Metazoa; Arthropoda; Insecta; Diptera; Culicidae. The record is from RefSeq and is a predicted model, not a curated record. The transcript has 2 exons. Gene Ontology annotation, biological process: fatty-acyl-CoA biosynthetic process; long-chain fatty acid metabolic process. Gene Ontology annotation, molecular function: long-chain fatty acid-CoA ligase activity. Bases 1 to 1632 code for a protein of 543 amino acids.
AUGGAAGUACCGAUCACCGAACGUAACGUACUCUAUGGCGGAGAUCUUCAGCGCAGCAUCGAAGACGGUUGCAAUUCUUUCGGAGAGCUGGUGGUGAAACGAUUGUAUCGAAACGGUACGGAAGUAGCACUGAUUGAUGGAGUCACUGGAGAGUCGCUUACUUACCGCCAGAUCCUCGAACACUCGCUUAAGCUGGCCAAUCGCUUACACAGACUUGGCCUGAAACGGAACACGGUCGUUGGAAUAUGUAGCGAAAAUUGCCUACAAUUCCCCAUCGUCACCUUCGCAACGAUCAUGCUCCGUGGGACGGUUCUGCCAUUGAACCCAUCGUACACUGUCACGGAGCUGGGACAUGCCUUGCAACUAUGCAAACCGUGGGCUAUAUUCGCGUCUCGCAAAGCACUCCAAACUAUCCUCGCGAUGCGCGAUCGUUUGCCGUACGUCAAGCUUCUCGUUGCAUUUGACGGCAGCGACACGCCGGUGGUGCCUCGGUGGGAGCACUUCUUGGACCGCAGUCCGCUCCGUAGCUUGAUCAGCUUUACGCCCCGACCGGUGCGGUUGCGGGACCAGAUCGCCGUGAUGGUUAUGUCAUCGGGUACGACCGGUUUACCGAAGGCGGUCCAACUGACGCACCGCAACGUGAUGACCGUGAUGGCGUACCAAGCGGAGGAUCCACGCUACACCGAGCUGCCGGUACCGUUGCGGGUGCUCGGACUGCUGCCCUUUUAUCACGUGUUCGGCUUCAUGCUUUCACUAAACAGCUGCCUCAACCGGGUGCCGAUGGUGGUGUUGCCGCGCUUUGAACCGCGGCUUUUCUUGCGUACCAUCCAAGACCAUCGCAUCACGAUGAUGAGUCUCGUCCCGCCGAUAAUGGUGUUCCUCGCCAAGCAUCCGCUCAUCGACCAGUACGAUCUCAGCUCGCUGCACGCCAUUCUUUGCGGGGCCGCACCGUUGAGCAAGGAAAUCGAGGAACUGGUAGCUGCCCGUCUACCGACCGUAGGAACCGUGCGCACCGGGUACGGGAUGAGUGAAACAUCGCUCGGAGUCAUAUCGAGGGUGAGCGAUAAGACCGGUUCGGUUGGGAGGGUCAACAAAACCACGUACGUUAAAGUGGUCGAUCUGGAUAGUGGCGAAGCGCUCGGACCGGGACAGACGGGGGAGAUCUGUGUCAAAGGACCGCUGGUUAUGAAAGGGUACCUCCACAACGAGGAAGCUACACGCGAGAUGCUCGACGACAGUGGUUGGCUUCACACGGGCGACAUUGGGUACUAUGACGAGGAGCAGGAUUUCUUCAUCGUCGAUCGUCUCAAGGAUCUCAUCAAGUACAAAGGUUUCCAGGUACCGCCAGCCGAGCUAGAAGAUGUGCUGCUUAGUCACCCGAAAGUGCGGGAUGCGGCCGUCGUCGGCCUCCCAGACGAGUCGGCUGGCGAGCUACCGGCAGCGUUCGUAGUGCUGCAACCGAACGAAACGAUAACAGCACAGGAAGUGGCCGAUUUCUUGGCCAUCAAGCUGUCACCCCACAAACACCUUCGUGGAGGCGUCUUCUUUAUCGACGAGAUUCCCAAAACGGGUAGCGGUAAAAUAUUGCGACGACAAUUACGACAGUCAGUGCAGCAGAGAGCUAAACUCUAGAAAGCUCUUUAUGUUAGGGCUAAGCG